CGGUGCGGACCGCGGUGGGAGCCGCCGCCAUGGAGGAGCCCGCGGCGCACAACGGCAGCGCCGCCGCGGCCGCGCCCGGGGCCGGGACCCCCGCCCGCCCGCCCGCCACCCCCGAGGGCAUGGCGCUGGCCUACGGCAGCCUCGUCCUCAUGGCGCUGCUGCCCAUCUUCUUCGGGGCGCUGCGCUCCGUCAGCUGCGCCAAGAGCAAGAACUCCUCGGAGAUGCCAGAGACCAUUACCAGCCGAGACGCUGCUCGCUUUCCCAUUGUUGCCAGUUGCACCCUCCUGGGGCUCUACCUCUUCUUUAAAAUAUUCUCUCAAGAGUACAUCAAUCUUCUGCUUUCCAUGUAUUUCUUUGUGCUGGGGAUCCUGGCCCUGUCCCACACUAUCAGCCCCAUGAUGAACAGAUUCUUCCCUGCAAAUUUCCCCAACAAACAGUACCAGCUCCUCUUCACCCAGGGCUCCGGGGAGAGCAAGGAGGAAAUAGUGAAUUAUGAGUUUGACACCAAGGAUCUCGUGUGCCUGGCCUUGAGCAGUGUUGUGGGGGUCUGGUACCUGCUGAGAAAGCACUGGAUUGCCAACAAUCUCUUUGGGCUGGCAUUCUCCCUCAACGGGGUGGAGCUGCUGCACCUGAACAACGUCAGCACUGGCUGCAUCUUGCUUGGGGGCCUCUUCAUCUACGAUGUGUUCUGGGUCUUUGGCACCAACGUGAUGGUGACAGUUGCCAAAUCAUUUGAGGCCCCAAUCAAACUGGUUUUCCCUCAGGACCUGCUGGAGAAGGGGCUGGACGCCGACAACUUCGCCAUGCUGGGACUGGGAGACAUUGUCAUUCCGGGGAUCUUCAUUGCCUUGCUGCUGCGGUUUGAUAUCAGCCUGAAGAAGAACACGCACACGUAUUUCUACACCAGCUUUGUGGCCUACAUCUUUGGGCUGGGCCUCACCAUAUUCAUCAUGCACAUCUUCAAGCAUGCCCAGCCUGCGCUGCUGUACUUGGUCCCUGCCUGCAUUGGAUUCCCGCUUCUGGUGGCCUUGGCAAAGGGAGAAGUAACCGAAAUGUUCAGCUAUGAAUCUUCUGCUGAAAUCUUGCCUCACACACCAAGACUUACCCACUUCCCCACGGUGUCUGGCUCGCCGGCCAGCCUGGCUGAUUCCAUGCAGCAGAAACUGUCCUGUCCCCGCCGACGCCGGCAGCAGAGCCCCAGUGCCAUGUAGCACUGCCAUCAGGGCCCCUUGUCUGUUGCUCUGGCCAGCUACGAGGAGAGCUCAACCCCUAAGGAGGCAGCAGGGGCUUCCAAAGAAGAGCCAACAGAAGCCUCCAAGAAGGAGAAGUGACCUUGCCCGUGGGCCAUGCCCGGUGCUGCUGGGCUGGGGCCCUUCAAGACCCUUUGCAAGUGACAGACGACGAAACAAUUGUGCAAGAGCAUCGUGUUGUGUGUGUCGGAGCAGCCACCCAGGUGGGGUAUCGAUGUAUGCCGGUUUUUAAAUUUUGUAUUGUGCAUUUGCUUUCUCUCAUAUUAAACCAUAUUGAAGGAAGGAGUGCUGGUGUGGCCAUGCCCCUGCUCAGCCAGCACUGGGAUUGGCAUCAGCUCACCCGCCUUCUCCCACUGGA
Agelaius phoeniceus (red-winged blackbird) is the source of this 1608-nucleotide messenger RNA. It is a transcript of the gene HM13, whose product is annotated as histocompatibility minor 13. Gene Ontology annotation, cellular component: membrane; cytoplasmic side of endoplasmic reticulum membrane; lumenal side of endoplasmic reticulum membrane. Gene Ontology annotation, biological process: membrane protein proteolysis. NCBI's taxonomy places the organism in Eukaryota, Metazoa, Chordata, Aves, Passeriformes, Icteridae. The record is from RefSeq and is a predicted model, not a curated record. Gene Ontology annotation, molecular function: aspartic endopeptidase activity, intramembrane cleaving.